AUGGCAAGCAAGAAGACCCGCGCGCGUAAAGCUCACGAUGGAAUACGGCUGAGCUCACUUUCGCCUGAGAAACGAGGGCCUGGCAGCCAUGGAGCAGCGUGGGGGCAAAACAAUAACGUGGCGGAGCUCGCAACCGUCUUCGCCUACAAGGAGAUUCCGAAGGAGGUGCUGGUCGGCACUGAUCUAGAUUUGUCGGUUUGGUCCGUGGUGGCGUCCGAUGCGUGCUUGAUGCGUCUUGGGCACAAUUGUCCGGGCUAUCGAAUCUCCAGCCCAACGUAUAUUCGACCACAGUUCAACCUGCAGUCAAAUCAGCUCGCCGACUUGCUCUCCUCAGCUGUGCCAGCUGCAGCCAAUGCUGCUUUCAACGAUGCAUCGACUGUGGCGCUGCCAAAGCAGCAAUCGAUCAUUCGACUAAACCUUGCGGGCUCAGAUCAGAUUACAGAUAAAACUGCGCACUUGAUCGCCACCGCGUGCCCCGACCUAAAGUUUCUCAGUCUUGAAAGAGCUGUGAAGUUGACAGAUGCCGGCAUUCUUCACAUCGCGAGUUGUUGCCGUAACCUGGAAUCACUCAACCUCAGCUACGUGACAGCGCUGCAAAGCCCAUCUCUAAGCUGCAUCGGAGAGCUUCGACUCCCCUUACGGUCUCUUGCGAUUGCUGGCUGUAUUCGAGUGCCAGACUUUUCGCUGCUUCGGCUCUUUCAAGCUUGUCCCACGCUGGAAUCCCUCGAUCUCUCCUUCUGUGCUAGCGUGACCGACAACGUUUUAUUAUCUCUGGGAAAGAACUGCAGCAAACUCCGACAGUUAAAGCUUCGAGGUUGCCGCCAGAUUUCCGACACUGGCGUGGUGGCUCUAGCGAACUCGGGAGGC
This is a messenger RNA of Phytophthora sojae, 867 nucleotides long. RefSeq lists its product as hypothetical. The annotation marks the transcript as partial. Gene Ontology annotation, biological process: SCF-dependent proteasomal ubiquitin-dependent protein catabolic process. The transcript has 5 exons. Gene Ontology annotation, molecular function: protein binding. NCBI's taxonomy places the organism in Eukaryota, Oomycota, Peronosporomycetes, Peronosporales, Peronosporaceae. Gene Ontology annotation, cellular component: SCF ubiquitin ligase complex. The record is from RefSeq and is a predicted model, not a curated record.